Molecule: messenger RNA, 1016 nt
Organism: Erpetoichthys calabaricus (reedfish)
Lineage: Eukaryota; Metazoa; Chordata; Cladistia; Polypteriformes; Polypteridae
Gene: sdr39u1
Product: short chain dehydrogenase/reductase family 39U, member 1
Exons: 6
Coding region: 93-986 (297 amino acids)
Source: RefSeq, a predicted model, not a curated record
AAGCCUGUGAAGAUAAAUGUAGUGUACAACCUCGCGCAUAACUCUACAGUCCGAAGCAAGUCGUAUACUUUCGGAUAGGUAUAGUUUACGUUAUGAAAGUCUUGAUAGGCGGUGGAUCGGGCUUUAUUGGUAAAGCCUUAACAAAUUUGCUGCGGGGCAAAGGACAUGAGGUCACAAUUAUUUCUCGUAAACCUGGGCCUGGACAAAUUACUUGGGAUGACGUAGCUUUCAAAGGCUUGCCACCAUGUGAUGGUGUAGUUAAUCUUGCAGGGGAGAAUCUUAUGAACCCUCUGCGGUGGUGGAAUGAAGAAUUCAAGAAAGAUUUAAUUUCAAGUCGUUUGAACACCACAAAGACUCUUGUGAAAGCAAUGGUAGCUUCUGAUAAGCUCCCCAAUUCUUGGGUACUUGUCACAGGAGUGGGGUAUUAUAAACCAAGUGAAACACUUGAAUACACAGAGGACAGUGAAGGUGGUGACUUUGAUUUCCUUUCUCAACUGGUGACAGAGUGGGAAGCUGCUGGUAGAUUACCAGAGGACCAAGCCAAAAGUGUCCGUCAAGUUGUAAUUCGAUCUGGAAUAGUGCUGGGUAAAGAUGGUGGUGCCAUGAAACAGAUGAUCUGGCCAUUCUGGUUAGGAUUAGGAGGCAUACUAGGAACUGGACAUCAACCUUUUCCAUGGAUUCAUGUGGCUGACAUGGCAGGCAUCAUCCUUCAUUGUUUGGAACCAAAGUACGAUGUCAGUGGAAUAUUAAAUGGUGUGGCCCCUGCCACUGAUACUAAUGCUGUGUUUACACAUGCACUUGGAACAGUUCUCAGACGUCCCACAAUUUUCCCUGUUCCAUCAUUUGCUAUUGGUGCAAUUUUUGGUAAUGAAAGAGGUUCUGUUCUUUUGCAAGGACAGAAAGUCAUACCCAGGAGGACACUCGAAUCGGGCUACAUUUAUAAAUAUCCUGAAUUGCAGACUGCCUUAAAGAACAUUGUGUCUUAGUAAUUAAAGUGGUAGAUAGCCUUAAAAAUA